Molecule: messenger RNA, 1225 nt
Organism: Dipodomys spectabilis (banner-tailed kangaroo rat)
Lineage: Eukaryota; Metazoa; Chordata; Mammalia; Rodentia; Heteromyidae
Gene: Cidec
Product: cell death inducing DFFA like effector c
Exons: 6
Coding region: 112-837 (241 amino acids)
Biological process (GO): apoptotic process; regulation of apoptotic process
Source: RefSeq, a predicted model, not a curated record
GGCCAGGGCUGGCGCUGGCUCUGCGGUUGAGGAGGAGGCUGUGAGGGGGAGGUGAGGCGUUGGAAGCUUUUGGUCCUAGAGAGCAGGUCCAAUGCGGUCCAGCUGAAAAGGAUGGAAUACGCCAUGAAGUCCCUGAGCCUUCUGUACCCCAAGUCCUUAUGCAGGCACGUGGCCGUGAGCACCGCAGUGGUGACCCAGCAGUUGCUGUCAGAACCCAGCCAGGAAGCCCGGAGGGCCCCGGCCCGGCCCUGCAGAGUGAGCUCCGCAGAUCGGAAAGUGCGCAAAGGCCUCAUGGCCCGCAGCUUGGAGGAUCUCCUCCGCAAGGUCCGGGAUGUCUUCAAGCUGAAAGGCAAAUCCUUCACCUUGGUGCUGGAGGAAGAUGGCACCAUUGUGGAGACAGAAGAGUAUUUCCAGGCCCUGGCAGGAGACACAGUGUUCAUGAUCCUCCAAAAGGGGCAGAAAUGGCAGCCCCAGGCAGAGCAGCAGGGGACUAGGUAUCAACUGGCCCGCUCUCAGGAGCCUGACAAGAAGAUUGAUGUGGCCUGUGUAACCUUUGACCUGUAUAAGCUGAAUCCACAGGACUUCAUUGGCUGCCUGAAUGUGAAGGCAACUCUCUAUAACACAUACUCCUUGUCCUAUGAUCUCCACUGCUACAAGGCCAAGCGGAUUGUGAAGGAAAUGCUUCGCUGGGUGCUCUUCAGCAUGCAGACCACAGGCCACCUGCUGCUGGGCACCUCUACUUACAUGCAACAGUUCCUGGAUGCCACGGAAGAGGCCCAGCCCGCCAAGGCCAAGGCGCCCUCCCUCGUCCCUGCCUGUCUGAAGAUACUGCAGUGAAGGCCCAACCCCUUGGAGGCCUGCCCCAGCCAAAGGCAAAGCCAGAACCCUGUGCUUGACUGGUAGCACCCACAAGCCUGGCAGCUAGCUAAACAGCUUACCUCCCACCCCUCCCUCUCUGCACAGGACGGUGGAGGCAGAAGGCAAUUCUGGAACCUGGGCGGGCUGACUGAUGAAACUCCAGUUCCGAGCCUGACCCAGCUCCUUCCUCCCUGCCUCAGGUCAUUUAGCUGAUGAAGGUGGGUCACGGGCACGCUAUAAGGAUGUCACGUUCCCAUGCAGCGCUUUCAUUCCACUCUCUCCUUCUUGCUUUCUGCCCAGAAUGCUCAAAUGACUUGUUGAGCCACUAAUGUACUGCAGAGUUUGCAAUAAAUUAUUUAUGCUGAUA